Molecule: messenger RNA, 549 nt
Organism: Ustilago hordei
Lineage: Eukaryota; Fungi; Basidiomycota; Ustilaginomycetes; Ustilaginales; Ustilaginaceae
Product: putative IMP3 - component of the U3 small nucleolar ribonucleoprotein
Exons: 1
Coding region: 1-549 (182 amino acids)
Biological process (GO): rRNA processing
Cellular component (GO): Mpp10 complex; small-subunit processome; small ribosomal subunit
Molecular function (GO): structural constituent of ribosome; rRNA binding; snoRNA binding
Source: RefSeq, a predicted model, not a curated record
AUGCGUCAGCUCAAGUUCCAUGAGCAGAAACUGCUCAAAAAGCAUGACUUUCUCGAUUGGAAACAAGAUGCUGGUAUGCGAGAAGCCAAAGUCAUGCGUCGCUACCAUAUUCAGGAUCGAGACGACUAUCACAAGUACAACAAGCUUGUCGGUAAACUCCGCCAUCUCGCACUCCGCCUCUCCACUCUCCCUGUAGCAGAUCCUUUCCGAGGCAAACACGAGCAAGGAAUGCUUGCAAAACUAUACGACAUGGGUCUCCUGGACACAGGUGCUAAGAUGUCUGACAUUACGAAUAAGCUCAACGUGUCAGCGUUCUGCAGGAGAAGGUUGCCAGUGGUAAUGGUUAGACUGAAGAUGUCAGAGACGGUCGGGCAGGCGGUGAAGUAUGUUGAGCAGGGUCAUGUUCGGGUCGGGCCAGAUACGAUAAGUGAUCCUGCAUUUAUGGUGACAAGGAAUAUGGAAGACUUUGUGACUUGGGUCGAUACGAGUAAGAUCAAGAGGACUAUCGCUAGGUAUAAUGAUGAGUUGGAUGAUUUUGAUCUGCUCUAG